UGCGGCAUUUUACAAUUACAAACCAACUUCCUUUCAUGAAGAAACUAGAAUAUGCAUUUAAUAACAUGGUGCAGUAUAGUAGGGGUAGGUAUCUGGGUUUAUGUAGGCAGUUCGAUUUGUAUAUCAUAUUCACAUGACGGCGGAUAUCGUGGCAGAUAUUUGACCUGCUACGCCCAGCUCUUCCGAACGUACGAAACAGAAUUGCAAGCGAAUCGUGGAUUGUAUGCAUACAUGCAUGCAUAUGUUCAGGCAACCGAUGCCGUGAUGCAAGAUGAUCUAUGCUGCAUGUUUGAAAAAAAAGAACCCACCUGUGCAGUUGCCCAUGCAUCGCGCCAUUAGCUGCGAUAGCUACGAUAGCUGGUACACCACUUUUAUCUCGAGGAACUUGGCUGCCGAGCAAAGAUAGUUCAUCAGACCAUGUACAAUAUUCGACACCGACUUUGAUUUCCACGGGUCGCU
Molecule: messenger RNA, 459 nt
Organism: Periconia digitata
Lineage: Eukaryota; Fungi; Ascomycota; Dothideomycetes; Pleosporales; Periconiaceae
Source: the annotation of a GenBank genome assembly